This is a messenger RNA of Lindgomyces ingoldianus, 560 nucleotides long. RefSeq lists its product as uncharacterized. Gene Ontology annotation, molecular function: DNA-binding transcription activator activity, RNA polymerase II-specific; RNA polymerase II transcription regulatory region sequence-specific DNA binding. Bases 87 to 512 code for a protein of 141 amino acids. The transcript has a single exon. Gene Ontology annotation, cellular component: nucleus. Gene Ontology annotation, biological process: regulation of transcription by RNA polymerase II. Lineage: Eukaryota; Fungi; Ascomycota; Dothideomycetes; Pleosporales; Lindgomycetaceae. The record is from RefSeq and is a predicted model, not a curated record.
CUCUGUCGUCGAGUCUCCUCCCUUUAUGCCAGACUAUCCACUAAUGGGCCGGACCAGCUCCGCACCACCCCACGCUGAGUGCCUCUAUGGACGGUGUACCCAUGCAUCACGACCACGGCGUUCCGCUCCAGCCACGCCUCGAUGAACUCGGAACCAUAUCUCCUUUGCAGUCAGCCUACCCUACGUAUGCCACUCCAUAUCCUGACAGCGCUGCAUCCUCAGCUCCCUCGGAAGACCCCAUUUAUACGGACCCCGCCGCAGACGAAGACAAGAGAAAGCGUAACCAGGCUGCAAGCGCGCGUUUCCGGCAGAAGAAGAAGCAGCGAGAGCAGCAGAUGCUUGAGCAGAGUCGGGAGAUGGUAGAUAAAACUAAGAAGCUGGAGAGCGAGGUCGACAACCUGAAAAGGGAGAACACCUUCUUGAAACGGCUUCUGGUGGAGAAGGUGGACAACAUGAGCGACAACGAGAAGGCCUUACUUGUGAAGACGACCGGACUAGGAAAUAAGGACUGAGAUGUGUGAUGUGGUUGAUGAACAACACAGCAUGUCAAUGAAGCCGGA